This is a messenger RNA of Zingiber officinale, 2971 nucleotides long. Its product is annotated as serine/threonine-protein phosphatase BSL1 homolog. The transcript is spliced from 20 exons. NCBI's taxonomy places the organism in Eukaryota, Viridiplantae, Streptophyta, Magnoliopsida, Zingiberales, Zingiberaceae. Gene Ontology annotation, biological process: brassinosteroid mediated signaling pathway. The coding region runs from base 174 to 2765 and encodes 863 amino acids. Gene Ontology annotation, molecular function: protein binding; phosphoprotein phosphatase activity. The record is from RefSeq and is a predicted model, not a curated record.
GUACCCACGCAGCCGCCACAGAGUGGUUGGCUCCGGCAGGGCCCACCUUAGGGUUUCGUGCGAGCCCUUCCUCUUGCUCCUCGUGUUCACGGUUCCAGCUCUCUUGUUUCUCAGAUCGCGACGCUGUUUAUUUCGCUGCGGAAUUCUCGCGGUGGACUCGCCGGCGGCGGAGGAUGGGGUCGAGGGCAUGGAUGAACCCGGCGCCGAACUACCAGCCGCUGGAAUCGACCUGGGAGACGGAUGAUGACGCCCCGGGCCCCCGGUGCAGCCACUCCCUCACCGCUGUGGCCGCCACCAAGUCCCACGGGCCCCGCCUCAUCCUCUUCGGCGGCGCCACUUGCAUCGAAGACGGCGCUUCCUCCGCGGCCCCGGGCAUCAGGAUCACGGGAGUUACGAAUUCGGUGCAUUCGUAUGACGUCGAAACCCGGAAAUGGACCAGGUUGCAUCCCGCGGGAGAAGCUCCCUCACCAAGGGCUGCUCAUGCUGCAGCAGCAGUCGGUACAAUGGUUGCUUUCCAGGGUGGCAUUGGGCCAGCUGGGCAUUCAACAGAUGACCUUUAUGUUCUUGACCUGACGAAUGAUAAAUUCAAGUGGCAUAGGGUAGUUGUUCAAGGACCCGGUCCAGGACCUCUGUAUGGACACGCAAUGGACCUGGUUGCUCAGCGUUAUCUUGUCACAGUCAGUGGAAAUGAUGGAAUAAGAGUUCUAUCUGAUACUUGGGCAUUGGAUACUGCACAGAAACCUUAUAGAUGGCAGAAAUUAAACCCUGAAGGCGAUAAACCGACAGCUAGAAUGUAUGCCACUGCAAGUGCACGCUCUGAUGGCAUGCUUUUGCUGUGCGGUGGAAGAGAUUCUUCUGGGACGUCUCUAUCUGAUGCUUACGGACUGCUUAUGCACACAAAUGGCCAAUGGGAGUGGACUCUUGCUCCUGGUGUGUCACCAUCUCCAAGAUAUGAGCAUGCAGCGGCUUUUGUAGGGGCUCGUUUGCAUGUUACUGGAGGUGUCCUCAAGGGAGGACGAAAUAUUGAUGGUGAAGCUGCCAUUGCUGUUCUAGACACUGCUGCUGGGGUGUGGUUGGACAGAAAUGGAAUAGUGACAUCUACUCGAACUCAUAAGUCACUAACUGAUCAUGAUAGUUCCUUGGAACUUCUACGCAGGUGUCGGCAUGCAUCAGCCUCUGUUGGGACUCAAGUAUAUGUUUAUGGUGGUCUAAGGGGAGAUGUGCUACUUGAUGAUUUUCUGGUUGCUGAAAAUUCUACUUUUCAAUCUGAAAUCAGUCCCUCAAUGUACAAUUCUGUAAAUUCCAAACCUGAUCAAAAUGUCAGUGUGGAUCAGAAAUCAAUUGAAAUGCUCACACAGGCUUCUGCUGCUGAAGCUGAAGCUGUCAGUGCUGUCUGGCGGGCUGCAAGGGAAGCAUCUGCAGAAAAUAUCUCAGAUGAUAGAGAUUCAGAAUCUCCAGAUGAAGUCUCAGCUACUGAUGAUCCCUCAUAUGUUUUUGAUUCCCUUGAGCCAGGUGUACGGCUGCAUCCUCGUGCGGUGGUGGUUGCUAAAGAAACCGUUGGCAACUUAGGAGGGCUUGUAAGGCAACUUUCACUGGAUCAGUUUGAGAAUGAGAGUAGAAGAAUGUAUCCAACGAAUGGUGAACAGACUAAUCCAACAAAAAAGUUCUUGAAUAGACAGAAAUCUCCUGAAGGCUUGAAUAAGAAGGUUAUAUCAUAUUUGCUCAGAACAAGAAAUUGGAAACCUCCUUCUAUCAGAAGAUUUUUUCUUGAUUCCUAUGAAGUAGGUGAACUUUGCCAUGCUGCUGAGCAGAUAUUUAGGCAAGAACCAACAGUUUUGCAACUAAAAGCUCCAGUUAAAGUAUUUGGUGAUCUUCAUGGUCAGUUUGGUGAUCUUAUGAGAUUAUUUGAUGAGUAUGGCUUUCCCUCGACUGCUGGAGACAUCACGUACAUAGACUAUCUAUUUUUGGGGGAUUAUGUGGACAGGGGUCAGCAUAGCUUGGAAACGAUAACAUUACUACUUGCUCUAAAAAUAGAGUAUCCAGAUAACAUUCAUCUGAUCCGAGGAAACCAUGAAGCAGCUGACAUCAAUGCCCUUUUUGGGUUUCGUCUCGAAUGCAUUGAGAGAAUGGGGGAAAGUGACGGGAUAUGGGCAUGGACACGCUUUAAUCAACUUUUCAACUACCUUCCACUUGCAGCUCUCAUAGAAAAGAAGAUUAUCUGUAUGCAUGGUGGUAUUGGGAGGUCCAUAAAUUCUGUUGACCAGAUAGAGAAGCUUGAAAGGCCUAUUAACAUGGAUGUUGGAUCUAUUGUUUUAAUGGAUCUUCUUUGGUCUGAUCCCACAGAGAAUGAUAGCAUAGAGGGUUUGAGACCAAAUGCAAGAGGACCUGGCCUUGUCACAUUUGGGCCUGACCGGGUCACUGAGUUCUGCAAAAGAAACAAGUUACAACUCAUCAUAAGAGCUCACGAGUGUGUAAUGGAUGGCUUUGAACGAUUUGCUCAGGGGCAACUAAUCACCUUGUUUUCAGCUACUAAUUAUUGUGGGACUGCAAACAAUGCUGGGGCAAUUCUUGUAGUUGGUAGAGGGUUAGUUAUAGUUCCAAAGCUAAUUCAUCCGCUUCCACCACCGAUGCAAUCGCCGGAGUCUUCACCUGAGCAUGUGCUAGAAGACACAUGGAUGCAGGAACUCAACAUUCAGAGGCCACCGACACCCACUCGAGGCCGGCCCCAAUCAGCUAACGACAGAAGUUCUCUGGCCUACAUAUAGCCACAGCUCAGUCCGCGCCAGUGACAUUUAUUUCAUAUUUGUCUGUGUACCAUCUGUAGAUGAUCAAUAAGCCAUAAAGUGAUCUUGUGUUUAUUUGUAGAACUAUAGAGUUGCAAAUUGGUUUCGGUAGAAGCCUUGUUUUAUAUUCGUUAAAUUAUUAUAAAGCUCUGCGUGCUGAUGGAGGUGUACAACUUGCCUUCAUGAAA